Sclerotinia sclerotiorum 1980 UF-70 is the source of this 348-nucleotide messenger RNA. RefSeq lists its product with no specific name. The transcript has 2 exons. Bases 1 to 348 code for a protein of 115 amino acids. Lineage: Eukaryota; Fungi; Ascomycota; Leotiomycetes; Helotiales; Sclerotiniaceae. The record is from RefSeq and is a predicted model, not a curated record.
AUGCCACCAAAACUACUUAAACGUCCUGUUUCUGCUAAACAACAGACAAAGCUACAGCCAAAGACAAAACAGAAGGGAAAGGGUAAGGUCCAGACUGUUGUGGAGGCCCCUAAGACAGCACAAGAUCUUGUACUCAACCAAAAACAAAGUCUCGAGUUGGUUAAGAUUGGUGUCAAUGCUGCUUUUAUGAGCGGCACAAACAUUCCCAAGAACCUCAACUUAAUGGAAGCUGGCGAUGAAAUCCUUUCUUUCAACACCAUUGUGCGAGGAUCGGGAAACCAGGGUGCCGAAAAACUACUUGAUUGGCUUGUAUUUCACCAUGUUCGAAUCCAUGAUUGGACAAUGUGA